Bipolaris oryzae ATCC 44560 is the source of this 894-nucleotide messenger RNA. RefSeq lists its product as uncharacterized. NCBI's taxonomy places the organism in Eukaryota, Fungi, Ascomycota, Dothideomycetes, Pleosporales, Pleosporaceae. The transcript has a single exon. The annotation marks the transcript as partial. The record is from RefSeq and is a predicted model, not a curated record.
AUGUAUCACUAUUCAAAGCUUGGAUCUGAGGGUGAGGGUUUCCGACUCUUGAGGCUACUGAAAGGGAGUGGUCCUGAAAUCGAAUGCGACCUCUUCCUACAGUCACUGCAAAGUGUACACCUCCCAUACGAAGCUCUUUCCUACGCAUGGGGCAGCAACGAGCUUGUCGAGUGUAUCAAACUUGAUGAAAAGUCAUUUUGGAUAACUGAUAACCUACAUGCGGCAUUGCAAAACCUGCGGUUACGCGACAGGAAUCGUAUUCUGUGGAUCGACGCGAUUUGUAUAAACCAAGAAGACAAAGUGGAACAGAGUCACCAAGUUCAGCAGAUGGGGCAAAUAUAUGAAAAGGCUGAGAAACUUCUCAUCUGGUUGGGCAAGGCGACGCCGCAAAUGAUCGCCUUGAUGGAAAGACUCAACCAAUUUCGAAACGCCGAUCCUGAUUAUCACUACAAGCUAGAAACGUUCCAAGACUGGAAUUGGACGGAUCAUUCUAUCGCAAUCAAGCAAAUUCUGAACCGAGAAUGGUUCACAAGGGUCUGGAUCCUACAAGAGGCAGCCAAAGCCAGCAGAGCCGAUGUUUGUUGUGGCGCUGGAUCUAUUCCAACAGAAAUCCUUGUCCUUGCACUCUCCUUUGUAAAGCAAGAGUUUCCACCGCACUGCCGACCUAUAUUAGACAUAAUGGCAAAGUCAUUCCGGUCAAAGUCCUGGUGGGCACAAACACGCGACUUACGCACCCUUCUGCGCAAGUUUCAUGGGAGCAAAGCAACCGAUGAGCGCGACAAGAUAUAUGCCCUGCUUGGUAUGUCUUUGGAUCCUCUAGACACAAAGAGUAUUACCAUAGACUACCAAAGGCCGACUUCCCAGGUUAUUCAAGAGGUUAUUAAAUAUUUGCUU